AUGGGCUUCAGCUUUGUCAACCUGGAACAGUUAACGGAGACCUACAGCACCGCGUUCUACGGCGAGUACGUCACGCACUGGCCCGAGUAUCAGCGCAUGUGUGUUCACCCGACGACGGGCAUUUGCAUGGCGUACACACUCGGCAAGGCCGAGGGAAGAGGCGAGGAUUUCCACGGGCACGUGUCCGCAGUCACAGUCGCGCCAACGUUUCGUCGCCUUGGUUUGGGAGAGGCACUCAUGAGGGAGCUCGAGACCACAACGUCCUGCCUUCACAACGCGUACUUUGUGGACUUGCUUGUGCGGCAAAGCAAUAAGGUCGCGCAGGCG
Molecule: messenger RNA, 327 nt
Organism: Trypanosoma conorhini
Lineage: Eukaryota; Euglenozoa; Kinetoplastea; Trypanosomatida; Trypanosomatidae
Product: N-acetyltransferase complex ARD1 subunit
Exons: 1
Biological process (GO): N-terminal peptidyl-methionine acetylation
Cellular component (GO): NatB complex
Molecular function (GO): protein-N-terminal amino-acid acetyltransferase activity
Source: RefSeq, a predicted model, not a curated record